Etheostoma spectabile (orangethroat darter) is the source of this 930-nucleotide messenger RNA. Its product is annotated as murinoglobulin-1-like. NCBI's taxonomy places the organism in Eukaryota, Metazoa, Chordata, Actinopteri, Perciformes, Percidae. The record is from RefSeq and is a predicted model, not a curated record. The coding region runs from base 1 to 930 and encodes 309 amino acids. The transcript has 10 exons.
AUGGGAAUCAUGAACAGCUCCCUGGACGUAAAGAAGAAGGAUGAACCACUUUCCUGUGACAAAGAAGAAGACAUCUUUAUCCAAUACACUGUAGUUGGAGAGGCCCAGGGCUUUGUGGAUGUGAUGUAUCUGAUAACUGACAUCCACAGUUUACCUGUUUUCUCCGUCCCGGCGAACAGCGCUGACUUCUCUACUGAGCAAUGCUUCAGUCACAAGGUGUCUCUGGAGUUUUCUCCGUCCUCGGCUGUCCCAGGAGAGGAGACCAUCAUGCAGGUUACCACCCAGCCAGAAUCUCUGUGUGGUGUGAGCGCUGUUGACCAGAGCGUCCUCAUCAAGGAGCCAGGGAAGACUCUGGAUGCAAACAAGAUAUUUCAAUUGUUGCCGGUCAAAAAAAUAUCCUAUAUUCCAUAUGACGUUCAAGAUAGUGUAGAAUGUUUGCAUGUAAGACCAAGAAGAUAUGUCUUGCCUUACCCCAAUGGUGGUGGGACAACUGAUGCUUAUACAGUUUUCCAGAACGUAGGGAUGAAGAUGGCAACAAACCUGGUUAUCCGAGAGCCUUCAUGUCUGAAAUACAAAGGAAGAGAAUACCACCAGGGCCAUGGUGGUGUUUAUGGUGUUGGUUUAAGGUAUCAUUCAGUUCCUACCAUGGCCAGAAUGGAAGACAUAGGCCCUGCACCUGCUGGUGCUGUGUCUUCUGGUAUGUCAUCUCCUGAUAAACCACCAAUAGUGACAGUCCGCACUUUCUUCCCUGAGACCUGGAUAUGGGACCUGGUGGAAGUUGGAGAGUCUGGAAACACGGCCGUCGCGCACUCCACUGUCCCCGGACACCAUCAACCACUGGGAGACGGAGGGCUUUUGUCUGUCCCCUCAAGCCUUCUUCCUGGAGCUCAGCAUGCCCUACUCCAUCAUCGGGGGGAGCACUGUGAAUGA